Messenger RNA from Phragmites australis (common reed), 1005 nucleotides. RefSeq lists its product as uncharacterized. The record is from RefSeq and is a predicted model, not a curated record. The transcript has 3 exons. The coding region runs from base 103 to 699 and encodes 198 amino acids. NCBI's taxonomy places the organism in Eukaryota, Viridiplantae, Streptophyta, Magnoliopsida, Poales, Poaceae.
AAAUCUGGCCCUCUCUUCUCUGCUCGUCCCUCUCUCGCCAUUCUCUUUUCCUUCCUUCCGCUCCCCUCCCUCCUAUUCUUCGCCCACGCGUCCCGCCCUCCCAUGGUCUUCAUGGCCGCCGUCGAGAACGACCACCACCGCAGCGCGAGGGCCUCUUUGCCUCCGUCAGAUUCCCUCGCUCCCGUUCCGCCGCCGUCACGCAUGCGGCUCCACGGCUUCUCCUUCCCCUCCCUCAGCUGGGGCACGCACCGCCUCCUCCGCUGCUCCAAGAGCCCCGCCUCGACGGCCCCGCCCGCUUGUCCGGAGGCCCCGUCCCUGGACAAGGAGAAGGCCAAUCGUUCCGCUGGCGCCACUGGGGGUGGGUCGCUGCAGCGCCAGCGCGGCCCUCAGCGGCCGUGGAAUCUGCGCACCCGUCCGUCCGCCACCGCUGCCCCGCCGCGGCCGGAGAGAUCGGACGACGCGGCAGAGGCGGCGAUGGAGCGCGCGCCGGUGCCGACGAAGGAUACCAAGAAGCGCGGGUUCUCCAUCGUGCUGUCCAAGGAGGAGAUUGCUGAGGAUUUCGCGGCGAUACGCGGGACGCGGCCCCCUCGCCGGCCCAAGAAGCGCCCGCGCGCGGUGCAGCGGCAGCUCGACUUGCUGUACCCGGGAUUGUGCCUAUCAGAUGUGACGCCAGGCUCGUACAAGAUCGAGGAGAGGUGAUUGGUGCUUCGGUGAAGCUUCAUGGAAGGGGCUUUCAGAUGUUCUGAUCUACUCUGUUUUUGUUUCUUCUAAUGGCUAACACGUCUGUUUCGUAAGUGUUUUGUUUUGGGUGGAUUAGAGGAAGUUUAGGUGGAAUUUCCUGUGAUUAUGUAUUGGGGUGUGGUUGGGAAGCAGUUUAGCUUUUUCAAUUUGAUUACUGGGCUUGUAGGAUUGUCAAUUGUAUAAAGGGUUAUGAUCCUUAGGUGGGGAAUUGUGUUGUCUUGUACAUGGUUUAAUCUAUGAAGGAAUUUAGUUGUUGAAUUUUCA